AUGGCUAUGACGAUCUGCCUUGAGGAUCGUUGCUUAGCGAACGUUGGACACUCGGUCGCCAUUGUUGCAUUUGGAUGCUUCCGAGGUGGGACGGACUCGAUUGAUCCUGCGUACCUGACUGAGUUGGAAAAGCUGAAGCCGCUGAUAAGCACACCGGACACCAAGGCCUAG
Messenger RNA from Parastagonospora nodorum SN15, 171 nucleotides. RefSeq lists its product as hypothetical. The record is from RefSeq and is a predicted model, not a curated record. The transcript is spliced from 2 exons. The coding region runs from base 1 to 171 and encodes 56 amino acids. NCBI's taxonomy places the organism in Eukaryota, Fungi, Ascomycota, Dothideomycetes, Pleosporales, Phaeosphaeriaceae.